UUAUUAGCGAGUCCUGUGUCAGGCAGCCCAGAUCUGGGACAGAAAAAUGUGACAGCCUAACAGCAGGCCCUAGGCCACCUGCCCCUCCGUGUUUCAUGACAGUAAAGAAGGAAAGUAGGCUGCAGGUGCCAGUUGGUUGUCGAUGUACGAUUCCACCUGUCACAUUGCACAAGAGAUUGCUGAAAAAAUCCAGGAACGUAAUCGAUGUCAAAGAAAUGGUGAAAAUUCAACAAAGCUUAAUGUGACAAUCCGAUCAUUGUUGCAGAAUCUCAAGGUAAAGAUCGACCAGCUGAAGGACUUAUUGCUUCGAGCUAUAUCAACACGUCAGAUAACACAAUUGGAGGGAGACAGAAGGCAAAACUUAGUGGAUGACCUUCUCACGCGACAGAGACAACUUCAAGCAUCCUAUAAGAAUGAUGGCACCGAACCAGAUGUGAUAAGAUCUAGCCUAAUGACUGGAGGGGUGAAAAGAGGUGUGACCAACCCAUGGCUUCUGGAAGAGACGGAGGAAACCAGCGGGCUUGGCUUUGGUGAGAUCAGACAGCAGCAGCAGAGGAUCAUACAAGAGCAAGAUGCUGGGCUGGAUGCUCUCUCCUCAGUCUUAUCAAGGCAAAAACAAAUGGGGCAGGAAAUUGGGAAUGAGCUGGAGGAACAGAAUGAGAUCAUCGAUGACCUCACCAAUUUGGUAGCAAAUACGGAUGACAAACUGCGCAGUCAAACCCGGCAUGUGAAAAUGGUGGACAAAAAGUCAACUUCCUGUGGAAUGUUGGUGGUGAUUGUGUUGUUGCUGAUUGCAAUUGCUGUGGUUGCCGUCUGGCCAACACACUAAUGCAAAUGCGGGGACCAUCAGAGAUGCCACUUAGCAGCGGCAGAGCUGGACAAUAUCAGAGGCUGCGAACAACUCCACUGCAAACACGUUUUGUGUGUUAAGUAAACUCAGUAUUUGAAUGAAGACGUUUCUGCACGCAAUGCACAGCCAGAGGGCUGUGGCUAGUUUGGAGCAUUUGAACUUCAAAAGGACUCUUUUCCUUCCUUGAUUUUGUACUUCAGAGGGACACAACUGGAGUAGAUGCAUCUUUUAAGAGAUUUACCCUUAGUGCAACUGACUCUAAGCAAGCAAUCUGCCCCUUUUGUUGAGAGAUCAGUCAUCCUGAAGGUUUAAUAUACUGUAUACUGCUCCUACAAAGCUUGUGUGGUAUAUGUGUGAAGUUCCCCCUCUCUUGGUAAAUGAUGAUCUUUUGAACCAAGAUUUUGCAUCUUAUAAAGAAGUGAGUGUUGUAAGGAACUGAUUGAUACUAAGUUUCAAUGAAGUUGGAGGGUCAGAGAGCAGACCAAGCUUGAGAAUGAAAAGCCUGGUGAUGAGGGUAGAAUGGAAUAUAGGGACUCAGAUGUACCUUACAAACAUAAGUAUGAGGCAAUCUUUGGCUGUUGUGAGAGAAUUACCAGUGUUGAUCUGCACCGAUCGAAAUGCAAACAGCAGUGGGGCUUUCCAACAUUUAACACAACCGGGUGUAGAACAGCGGAAAGCUCUGCCCAAUGUGUGCUCAUAAGGAGGGAAAGUGUCUUUCUGCUAACUGUACUCUGGGGGAAGUUUACCCCAACUGACUAACUGCAGAAGUCCUGAUACAGCGAAUAGACUAGGCUCAAGACCAGAGAUGCGCACAGGUUUCUUUUAUCAUUUUUCCAAAGGAAAAUAUUACAAGUAUUAAAAAAAAAAAUGAAAAAAGAAUUUAAUGCUCAUCGCUGUCCCCAAAAUCAUUAUUUUGUUAUGUGCCAACUUAAUUGUCAGAACUGAUAGAGCAAUAAUAACUGAAUAAAAGCUGAUCCAUUUA
Messenger RNA from Trachemys scripta elegans, 1832 nucleotides. RefSeq names its product syntaxin 8 (gene STX8). The record is from RefSeq and is a predicted model, not a curated record. NCBI's taxonomy places the organism in Eukaryota, Metazoa, Chordata, Testudines, Emydidae. The coding region runs from base 143 to 829 and encodes 228 amino acids. Gene Ontology annotation, cellular component: endomembrane system; SNARE complex. Gene Ontology annotation, molecular function: SNAP receptor activity; SNARE binding. Gene Ontology annotation, biological process: vesicle fusion; intracellular protein transport. The transcript has 8 exons.